Messenger RNA from Oncorhynchus keta (chum salmon), 3721 nucleotides. It is a transcript of the gene tfe3b, whose product is annotated as transcription factor binding to IGHM enhancer 3b. The record is from RefSeq and is a predicted model, not a curated record. Bases 473 to 1819 code for a protein of 448 amino acids. Gene Ontology annotation, molecular function: RNA polymerase II cis-regulatory region sequence-specific DNA binding; DNA-binding transcription factor activity, RNA polymerase II-specific; protein dimerization activity. Gene Ontology annotation, biological process: regulation of transcription by RNA polymerase II. Lineage: Eukaryota; Metazoa; Chordata; Actinopteri; Salmoniformes; Salmonidae. The transcript is spliced from 9 exons. Gene Ontology annotation, cellular component: nucleus.
CCCAGGCGGUGCCCCUCCCAUCUCUCUUUCUUUGCUGUGAAAGAUGCGAGAGUUUGUGAUUUCGAAGGAGAUUACGGAAAAUAGUUUAGUCGUUGCAAAAAUACUGAAUCGUAGGAGUCGAUUGAAGCUUGACACCGGUAAAUGGGAAGAGACGGGCAAGGACUCGAGGACUCGAUUGUUUUUGAAGCGACACUCCACCACUACUCGUUGCUGGCAUUUUCCGCAAUUGGCACAUUAUUAGUUAGAUACUGUACCUAGCUCGACAGAAUUUGAAAUUUCACGCUAAAUGCAGACAUGACAGGGAACACAAAUUCUCCAGUUGUUAUUUUGACAAACUAAUUGUCAAGUUUGACAACUUCCUGCCCCCCCUCCAAAAAAAACUCCCUGCUAACGUUGGCUAAUGCUGCUCUCACACAGGUGCCUCAUUCUGAAUUAUUUGAACUGAAGUAAAGGCAUACAACCCAACCGAGCCAUGUCGUCGCGUGUGCUGCUUCGGCAGCAGCUGAUGCGGGAACAAGCCCAGGAACAAGAGAGACGGGAGGCCCAGCAGCAGAACUCUGUGGCUCAGCUCAGGGCAACUGACUCCACCCCUGCCAUCUAUGUCACUCUGCCCCCAAUGGCUGCUCGCAAGCCACCCGCACAGGUGCCCGUGGAGGUGUUGAAGGUGCAGAGCCAUCUGGAGAACCCCACCAAGUAUCACAUCCAGCAGUCUCAGAGGCAGCAGGUGAAGGAGUAUCUCUCCACCACCCUCGGCAAUAAGGUGGCACCUCAAAUCCUAGGUGUAUCUCCCUUGCCACUGUCUAGCUCUGCCCCUGAGAUGACUCCCACUGCCCUCAGUGCUCCAAACAGCCCAAUGGCUUUACUCAAUCUGGGAUCCAAGAAAGAGGAGAUAGAUGGCGUAAUUGACGACAUCAUCAGCCUUGAAUCAAGUUUCAAUGAUGACUUCAUGACGUUAAUUGACUUGGGUCUACAGCUGCCUAGUACACUCCCUGGGAACCUCCUGGAUGUAUACCAUAGUCCUGGAAUGGCAGCACCUACCCUCACUGUCAGCAACUCCUGCCCUGCGGAUCUGACCAAUAUUAAAAGGGAAUACUCUGAUACCAAAGCGCUGGUGAAAGAGAGACAGAAGAAGGACAACCAUAACCUCAUUGAGAGGAGGCGGAGGUUUAACAUCAAUGACCGCAUAACGGAGCUUGGGGCCAUAAUACCCAAGUCAAGUGACCCGGAGAUGCGCUGGAAUAAGGGCACCAUUCUGAAGGCCUCGGUGGACUACAUCAGGAAGCUGCAGAAGGAGCAGCAGAGAGCCAAGGAGGUAGAGAUGCGUCAGAAGAAGCUGGAACAUGCUAACCACAGCUUGAUGCUGCGCAUCCAGGAGUUGGAGAUACAGGCUCAGCUCCAUGGCCUCUCCAGUCCGAUGUCCCAUGGCCUGAGUUCAGACCCCUCCCUCCUUCAGCAGCAGCACCUUCAGCAGGGAGACCAUAAACAAGGGCCCAGCGCUGGAGAGGCCUGCUCCCAAACCUUUCUCAGCCUGGGGGCAGCAGCCAUGGCACAGCCUGUCCUUACCUCCUCCCCACCUUCCUCUGACUCCCCUGUGGUUGUGACCAUAAGCAGCCCCCUGGACCUGGGCAGUGUAAGCUUCACCGAGCUGGAUGACCCCUCCAAUGCUGGGCUGUACCUAGACGUGGGGCUGGGGGACAUCAUCAUGGACGAGGGGUACACACUGUCCCCAGAGAGGGUGGACCCACUGUUUUUCGUGUCACCAGGUGCCUCAAAGACCAGCAGUCGUGGGAGCAGCUUCAGUAUGGAGGAGGACUUGUAGCAGGGACAUACUGGGGUCAAACUGGUAGAGCGAGACCAGGGAGUUGGGUAAUGAGAGGGUUGGGGAAAGGAGGAGGAGCACUGGAAAAUAAGAGCUAGAACACUGCAUAUGGCACUGGACUCUGCUUUAAAACAAACAGCCAACGGUUUCACAAAAAAUGACUUUGAUCUGAAUCAUGCAUUAGUCCAAAGUAAAUGGCUAUCCUUUCCUCCCUUACCAAGUUAAUAUUGGUCCCUGAAUUUAGAAACCCCCCCCCUUUUUUUCCCAGCACACCAUCAAUGAUAAAUGCAAUCAUUUUCAAAUGGAACAUAGUAAAAUUAGGAUAUGGACAUUUGAUUUUUUAAAAAUCUUUUUCUUGCAAGCCUCAACUCAACCAAGAUUUCCCUGCACAGACAUUAGAGGAAAUAGUGGUGGUUUAGUUAAGUACAGUAUAUUAUUGCUUCAUUGUAGAGUAUAUACUUUGUGCACUUUAACUUUUGUGGGAAGGUUCUUGUCUAUUUAGUGAAAUUGGCAUGAACUACAUAACGGGUGCUUUAUUGAAAUUAGGUUUUUUUUUUAACGGAGUUGAAUAUCAGGAUUUCUAUAGCUUAAAGUACACAAGUGAAUGCAUUUUACAGAUCUCAUGUUUGUCUAACAAAAAUGUGCCAAAGGGAUAUUUUAUUAAAUAUAUAAGGCACAUAGUUUGUGAUGUAAAAAAAUGAUUUGAUAACCUCUAAAAACCAAAAAUAUAUAUUUACUGUAUCUUACAUUUCUAAAAUAUUUGUGAACUUUCAAAACAUGUUUGUUGCACCUUUUCCUGUUGUCUAUGCAUUUUUUUAAAAGCUUUUGUCUGUUGAGUGGCUAUACAGCCGGUAUGUAACUGAACUUACAAACAAAAUAAAUAUACAAGAAAAGCAAAAGCUGCUGCAGCUCGUCAGACAACGCAGGCCACCUUUCACAGAAUGAUCAUAGAUUUAAGUCUUUAUACGGGUGCAUUAUAUAUAUUUUUUUCAUAGUCAAUGGAAGUAUAGCUUUAACGUUUGGCACUAAUCUCUGAAACACUGCGUGCUGUGUGUGUUGCAGAAACGUACUGGGCUAUGCAGUAUAUUUCUUAGAUGAUCAUAUGGUAAUUUGUGAUGAUAAUACUAAUAUGAUUAUGUUGACUAAGAUUUCUAUAGCGAUUUUCCAAGGCCUUGUCACAUAGACUUGACUUCUAGCUCUAGACAUACAGUUACCUUUUUCUGAGUCAUCUAAUCUGAAAAUGUGUAACAUUCCACAUGUUUUUCCAAGAGACUGAAAUCCGUGCAUGGUUAGUGUGUAUUACUCCUCUAGCCCUCAGUCUGUCUUUCUUUCAUUUGUAUUGACAAGCUUUUCAAAGAAAAGUACGUUCAUUAGCAGUAUAUGUUAGGGGUCUGUUUACACGUCUGGAACUCUGUUUUUCUAUGUAUUGUCAAUUGAUGCUUCCCAGAUGCUGUUGAAACAUUUGUGCCUUUCCUCCAUGUCAAGGAAGAUGGAUGCAGAGUCUACUCUCCUAACAGGCUUUUAUUUUAAAAAACAUAAAAAGAGAGAUGUUUGACACGUGAACUCAAAAAACAAUGCAAUAUGUCUGAUUAUCUGAAUGUUUUUUUAAAAAUGCAGUUUAGUGUUACUUGAACUGCGGCUGUGGUUUGAUAUGAGAUCCUCUAUUUUGAAUCAUUUCGAAAAAUAUAUAUUGCUGUUCUGAUUUUCACUUAUGGUUCUGCGUUUACUGGAACAGAAACCUUUAACAGCUUUAAAGGGAAUAUAUUGUUGGCCACUUUGAAUUAUAUUUGAAAGUGUAUUGAAUUACUUGCUUUUUCUAUUCUCAGCAAUAUUAAGCAAUCUUUCACUCUACUGUUUUCUGGUAUAACCAAAAUUAAAAUUUAGAAAACCUUCAAAUUUCAA